Soboliphyme baturini is the source of this 633-nucleotide messenger RNA. The record is from the annotation of a GenBank genome assembly. NCBI's taxonomy places the organism in Eukaryota, Metazoa, Nematoda, Enoplea, Dioctophymatida, Soboliphymatidae.
CAAGGCGUCGUCCUGGAAAGAAGUUUUCAAAGCGACUUCGUGUUCGUCGAGGCGAUGCAUCAGAAAGGAUUCAUAACCGAGGAGUUCUACCAGUUCUACAAGGAAUUAAGAAAGGCCCUUCUGCCAACCAUCAUUCUCCAACCCCAUCUGGUGAUCUACUUGGAUCGUCCGGUUAAAGAUUGUUUGGCCUACAUAAAGAAGCGAAACAUCCCAUGGGAAAAUAAUGGUAAAGUGAUUGACAUGACGUACCUUGGAACGAUCGAGUCCAAAUAUCGAGAUUAUUUGAAAGAAGUAGAUUACGAAUCAGAAAUCCUCAUUUACGAUUGGACAGUUCCUGGCAGCGUCGAUUCGAUCGUUCAAGACAUCGAACACCUCGAUCUAGACACAUAUGAGUGGCACAAGCAUUCAAAGUUUGAAAAUUGGUCGAACGUUGCUGAUGAAGAUACCUGGUGCCAUCUACGUCACAAGUACACCCACAAACUAGGCAUUAUGAAGUAUUUUAAAAUGUUUCCAUACGACGUUCCGGAACUGUUUUAUCCCCCUGAUGAUUUCUAUCAACGGGACUGGGUGAUAAAAAACGUGGUAUGUAUUGGUCAGAUUUUUUUGAAUCGUUUUGCACGUGGAAUGACGUGA